AUGGACGCCAAGCCUCAACGUCCUUUAAGGAGUCUUCGGAUCCGCGACGAGAACGCGCAACCGCAGCUUCCUGCCGGCAAGACCAUUCAUCAGCGCAAUAAGUCGACGCCAGCACUAUCCACAUUGGUCAACGUGGCAGCAAUGAAAGCCCAAGGAGCCAAGCGUGCUGUCUUCGCCGAUGUCAGCAACGUGACACGACAAGUGGCCAAGGAUGACAUCCACGUUGGCAAAUCGAAAGAAAACAUCAUCCUCAAGGACACGGCCAUCGUCUCCGCAAAGGAACUUGUCAAGCCGAACGCGUUGUUACGACCUGCGCAACGCCCUUUGAACACGAAGACCAAUGCCACUGUUGCUCCAGAACCUGCAGCGGCCCUCGCCACCAAGCCCACCGUAAUCGAACCAACACAAAACCGCAAGGCAUUGCUCAAGAAGGCGACCACUAUCUUCCGGGAACCACACGUAGACCCAGCCCCCGAGGCUGCUACGACGAAGCCCUUUGCCGAGCUUCCACAUGACACUGUUCGCGUCGAACAGGCACCUGUUCAGCCAAUCACAAAAGAGUGCACGGCUGUGCGGAAACAACAUGAUGGCGCGCCUGUUGACGCCCAGAUACUCGCCGAUGUGCACAACACAACCAAGGUGGAGAGGGAGACGCGACAUGCUCAUGCUCACGUUGAAGUCCAAGAGAGGUACGAGUAUGUCGAUGCUCUAGAGGAGAAAGCCCUUGUCCUGGAGCGAGAACGCAGCGAGGAGCUUGCCAAGCUGCAGGCUACCAACGAGGAAGAGUAUUGGGACGAGGACGAAGAUGAAUACUACGAUGCUGACGGCUACACCACCGGAAGGUCCCUUCCCUCUGGCCGCGACAACACAACUGGAGGCGUUACCCUCGUUUUAGCUCCUCGCAUCACAGCCAAAUCCAAGCGCGAAUUGGAAGCUGCGAAGCUGUUCGUCGAAGCCAAUAAGACCCAAGAAGACAUUGAAGACGAGCAAUGGGAUACAUCCAUGGUUGCCGAAUAUGGUGACGAGAUCUUCGAAUAUAUGCACUCCCUCGAAGAGCGUAUGAAGCCGAAUGCUCAGUACAUGGAUUUGCAGGCUGAGAUCCAAUGGUCGAUGCGUUCAGUCCUCAUGGACUGGAUGGUGCAAGUUCACAAUCGCUUCACGCUCCUCCCAGAGACCUUGUUCCUCGCUGUCAAUUACGUGGACCGCUUCCUAUCCGCAAAAGUUGUCUCGCUAGGCAAACUACAACUAGUCGGAGCGACUGCCCUCUUCCUUGCUGCAAAAUACGAAGAAAUCAACUGCCCUUCGGUGCAAGAGAUUGUGUAUAUGGUUGAUGGCGCCUACACCAUUGAUGAAGUCCUCAAGGCUGAGCGAUUCAUGCUUAGCAUGCUUCAAUUCGAGCUGGGCUGGCCAGGGCCAAUGAGCUUCCUCCGACGAGUCAGCAAGGCUGACGACUAUGAUGUGGAGACUCGUACGCUUGCCAAAUACUUCCUCGAGAUUACCAUAAUGGAUGAGCGAUUUGUUGGAUGCACCCCGAGCUUCCUUGCAGCUGGUGCUCACUGCUUGGCCCGUUCCAUGUUGAAGAAGGGUGACUGGCUUCGCUCGUUGUUGUCUGUCAUGCUUGAGUGCUGCGAGAACCCACAGAAGCAUCACGCCGCCGUCUACGACAAGUACACGGAUAAGCGAUACAAGCGCGCCUCUGUCUUUGUCGGGACCGAGCUCAACAAGGGCUUCCAACUUCCUUUCGCGUCUAGGGACAGCCUUGCCGGCCAUAGCCAGAGUUGGAGGCGAAAGUGA
Molecule: messenger RNA, 1794 nt
Organism: Didymosphaeria variabile
Lineage: Eukaryota; Fungi; Ascomycota; Dothideomycetes; Pleosporales; Didymosphaeriaceae
Gene: CLB4
Product: B-type cyclin
Exons: 3
Coding region: 1-1794 (597 amino acids)
Biological process (GO): mitotic cell cycle phase transition; regulation of cyclin-dependent protein serine/threonine kinase activity
Cellular component (GO): centrosome; nucleus; cyclin-dependent protein kinase holoenzyme complex
Molecular function (GO): cyclin-dependent protein serine/threonine kinase regulator activity
Source: RefSeq, a predicted model, not a curated record